Messenger RNA from Aspergillus neoniger CBS 115656, 279 nucleotides. RefSeq lists its product as uncharacterized. Bases 1 to 279 code for a protein of 92 amino acids. The transcript is spliced from 2 exons. NCBI's taxonomy places the organism in Eukaryota, Fungi, Ascomycota, Eurotiomycetes, Eurotiales, Aspergillaceae. The record is from RefSeq and is a predicted model, not a curated record.
AUGCCUGCCGCCAUAGCUAUUAUUGUUGUGGCCGUUCUCAUCCCUGCCGGCCUGCUCCUCUACAAAAAGAAGCCCGCUCUCUUUACCACGGAAAAUUUCCUCAAACUCCUGGAUUUCUCGGCCAAAGUUCUGGAGAAAGUUGUCGCAAUCCUGGAAGUCGUCAAGAAGAUUGCCGACGUUACGCUGGAAAUCAAAGAGGCGUAUGACAGGAUGAAGGAGGCAGAGAAGGCAGCCCAAGAUCAAUGGAAACUUCAAGUACAAUUUCUCACGAAAACAUAA